AGAGAAAGGGAAUAGAUUUUCAGUUGUGUCGGCUGAAGAAGCACACAGAUGGCGGCGAGCGCGUGUCUCCGGCUGCCGGCGGCGAUGGCUGUCCGGCGAGAGGAAGGCGCUCCGAAUUCAAAAUCUUCGCAGGAAAAACCGAGAAUUUAUCUCAACAAACCUUCAUGGAUAGUCACAACUCAGUGUGGCGCUAAGACGAGUAGAAAGGAGAAGGGUCGAUGCGUAAUCUGCCAUGGAACUGGAAGAGUCGACUGUUUCAAUUGUAGCGGGAAAGGGAGGACUAACUGCGUGGAUAUGGAGAUGCUUCCAAGAGGAGAGUGGCCCAAAUGGUGCAGGAGCUGUGGAGGGAGUGGUUUAUGUGAAUGCUCUCGCUGUCUUGGCACCGGAGAGUACAGAUACAUUAUGGGUUUCCGCUUCUUGAACAAACACGAUGACGUGGAUCCACAGUUAUGAGUUGCUGAAACGGUGGUGGUGAUGUUUCCUUACCAGUUUCUUUUUGUAUAUGUUCAGUGAAGACUUUAGUAUGUUUUGAUAUGUUUGCUCCAGACUUGUUUGGUUUUAGUGUGUUAAAUGUCUGUCACUUUUAAGUGUAAUUCUUUUCUCUGUAAGAACGCUACAAUAAUUAAUGUCUUCUCUUUA
This is a messenger RNA of Brassica oleracea var. oleracea, 639 nucleotides long. RefSeq lists its product as uncharacterized. The transcript is spliced from 4 exons. Lineage: Eukaryota; Viridiplantae; Streptophyta; Magnoliopsida; Brassicales; Brassicaceae. Bases 49 to 453 code for a protein of 134 amino acids. The record is from RefSeq and is a predicted model, not a curated record.